Messenger RNA from Thecamonas trahens ATCC 50062, 507 nucleotides. RefSeq lists its product as uncharacterized. The transcript has 2 exons. The record is from RefSeq and is a predicted model, not a curated record. The coding region runs from base 145 to 507 and encodes 120 amino acids. NCBI's taxonomy places the organism in Eukaryota, Apusomonadida, Apusomonadidae.
GGAUGGGCAUGGCCGUGGCCGUGGCCGUGGGUGUCGGCAUGGGCAUGGGCAUGGGCAUGGAUGUGGGUGUGGGCGUGGGCGUGGGCGUGGGAAUAGGGUCGGUAUCUGGAGGAGAAGCACGAGCGCGAGAACGCGGUUGGGCUGAUGAAUGCGUCGGGCGAUGCGUAUCUGGCAUCAUCUCUGUAUCUGCCGAAUACAAUGAGCCACCGAUCGAACAGCAGCGUGGUGACCGAGGGCCAGGAGUACGCCAUUGAGGCGCUCAGGGACGAGCUGGAGCAGCUGACGGUGGAGAACACCGAGUUGGAGGCGCGGCUGGCGCAGAUUACAAAGGAAGGGCGAGCAGAUACGCUCCGCAAUGCACUCGCCGACUCGCCCGUCCUUGCCGGGCGCUCGCUCGCCGAGAUCGUCGAGUUUCUCGAGACGCUCUCAGACUCGAUCGAGCCGUCAUCAGACGCCAGCCCCGUCAUUGAUCCCGAGCUGCACUCGAUUCUCGACGACCACGUGUAG